AUGUAUGAGCUCGAUAAGACUUGGAGAAUCGAAGAAGCUAAAAUCGAAUUAUUAUCCACUGAUUUUUAUGAUUCGAUAUCAGCAUCAUUAAAAGAAGGAUUAACUGCAUUAUCAAAUUGCACAAUUUCUGAAAUUAUUUGUUUGGGGCUAGGUAGAAUUGGUGAGUGUCUCAUACCGCGAUUUCAAUUUGCAUUAUUACUAUGUCUUUAUGAUAUUUACAAAGUGAAAAUAUCAGUAUUUGAUCCAGUAUUUACCGAUGAAGAAAAAUGCAUCCUUAAGCAUUUUAAUUGCAAUAUUUUAACAGAAAAUUUGGAGGGUAAAUACAAAGUUAAAGACAAAUAUAUUUUAUUCUACCUACCUCAUUGCCCAAAGCAACUUACAAACAACCUACUUUGGGCAAACUGGGGUUUAAAUUUAACCUAUUGUGUUAUAAUAUCCAAUAGUUUUAACACAAUCAUUGAAAAUACGUCGAAACGCGAAUUGCGAGAAUCUGGCCAAUACAUUUCUAACAUUAUUCCAUACACAUUAGAAUUAGCCAUUAUUAACAGUUUUAAGUAUUAUGAAGUAUUCAAUGAUCUUGCAAUCCAUAUAUUCCCAUUUGAAAAAUUAAAUAUAAUUUCGGAUGAUAUUUGGAAUUUCACAAACGAACCAAAAUAUUCAGACGCAGACAUAGAAUUCAUUCGAAAUUGCGUGGAAGAGAACUUAAAAUUAACUUAAUUUUUCGUUUGAUCAACUCUUAU
This is a messenger RNA of Aethina tumida (small hive beetle), 740 nucleotides long. Its product is annotated as SRR1-like protein. The transcript has 2 exons. The record is from RefSeq and is a predicted model, not a curated record. The coding region runs from base 1 to 717 and encodes 238 amino acids. Gene Ontology annotation, cellular component: cytoplasm; nucleus. Gene Ontology annotation, biological process: microtubule-based process. Lineage: Eukaryota; Metazoa; Arthropoda; Insecta; Coleoptera; Nitidulidae.